Molecule: messenger RNA, 897 nt
Organism: Monosiga brevicollis MX1
Lineage: Eukaryota; Choanoflagellata; Craspedida; Salpingoecidae
Exons: 2
Coding region: 1-897 (298 amino acids)
Source: RefSeq, a predicted model, not a curated record
AUGGACUUGCCUGCCUUCCAGGCGACCAUUACCCAGGCUCUGAACGCACUCGACCAGGCACUGGCAGCGCCCAAAGCGUUGAACAGCCACUUGGGUCAAUUGGACCCCAACACUGACAGCCUAGAAUCAGUGCUCCAAGAGCUGCAUGAUAUCACAGCUGGGUUUGAGCUGCAGCCAGCUUUUCUCGAGCUUCAGACCGUGCUGGCAGCAUGCCCAGCUCCACCCACCACGCCAGUGAUCGCGCCCAAAACGACACCCGCCGACCUAGCGGCGGCCCUGAGCAAAGUCAUCGUUCUGAGCGGCGUGGAACCCAAACGUCAGGAGCUGCUCACCAGCGCCAACAGCAACCUCAAGCGCCUCGUGCUGGCCUUGAUCGAUGCUCUGGGCGCCGUGGCAAGAGCGGGAACCACCGACACAAUUCAUCGCGUGGAGACGCUACGGCAGUGCGCGCAAUGCGUGGAUGCAAGUGCACCGCCGCCAGCCGAGACAUUGCCCGAGGCUUGGGAGCAGCUGUGCCAAGCGCACAAGAAGCUGAGCCUGCUCGAGCAGAAUGGUCUCGAGCAAAUUGCUCAGUGGCAACCACCUACAGACUACGAGCAUCGGGAUUGGUACUUGGCGUUUGUGCACCACGAGUCGCAAGCUCUGCUGCAGCAGUUACAAGACAUGAUCGACUGGCAGGCCACGACGCUCUCCGUGUUGACCUCGUGCAUGAGUCACGUGGACAGCUUAAACCAAGGCGUCGAUGAUGAAUCGGUUGCUGCCAACGAGGAACUAACCAAGGUGGAGACUGAUAUUCAAGGAUUUCACACGGCUCUACAACAUCUGCCUGAAACUGUUCGAGCACGCUGGGAGCGCGGCUCCGCACAGUGCUUGGGCCCGACCUUCCAGCCAGUCUGA